Haemonchus placei is the source of this 990-nucleotide messenger RNA. The record is from the annotation of a GenBank genome assembly. NCBI's taxonomy places the organism in Eukaryota, Metazoa, Nematoda, Chromadorea, Rhabditida, Trichostrongylidae.
AUGCCCGAAAACGAAUCUAAUCACGAUAUCGACAACGAGGAAACGCUGUCGGAACAAUUCAGGAAAGCUGAAGAUGUCGUAAAUGACAUCGAAAGUGGUAGAUUUUCGGCUGCGGACUCACAGACUCGCGUCUCGGAAACCGUCUGCAUUCUUGAGAACCUCACUCGCGCCGUCUCUUCACUUGGAUUGUUUUCCGAUAAUGAAGAGGUGGAAGAUUUACCUACGUCUUCAAUCCCGUUUCUUCUCAUUCCUUGCUACCUCGGUGUUGCCCAUCAUAAUACUACAACAGAUCCCCUCCACCGUGCCGACCAACUGCAAUUGGCUAAGGUCUACUACCUCGAUUUCUUGAAGCGACUUCGCAGUUAUGGUUUCGAGUUCGAUAGCAAAGACUUUCUCAUCAAUGGAGAGAAUGAAGAAUCAACUGAUGUUUCCCGUGCCGGAAUAAAGAAGUUCACUGGAGAAGAACAACGAGAGCGAAAGAUUGCUCGAUUUCGAAAGCAGCGAGAAUUGAAAAACACCAUGGAUGAGUUGAAGAGGCUCAAUGAGCUACCUCUCGUUGAAAUGAUGAAAGCACGAAUGAAAGGAAAUGUUCAACCAGCGCCAGCAGAAAAGUCGUUGCAAAAAGAUGAUAAGAAGCCAGCACCGCUACGACCAUUCAUAAUUACACGUUCGGAACAGCAAAAAGCUGUCUUUGGUCUCGGAUAUCCUUCCAUUCCCACUAUGACCGUAGACGAAUGGUACAACCAACGGUUCGGUGGCGCUUCAUCGGCACAACAACAACAACACCAACCAGACAAUAAGUAUGUCUUAUUAUUAGUUUGUUCUAUCACGAUCAUCGGCAUCUUACAACUAAUUGAUUCCAAAGCCAGUCAUUCUGGAGAGAUUGACACGGAAGAGGCUGAAGAAAGGGAGAGAGCAAGGUUGAUGAGGUGGGAUGAGUACAAGGACGAUCACCGACGUGGUUGGGGAAAUACUCACAACAAAGGAUAA